UAUAAAACAUGAUUUGGGUAUCCUGCAAGAUGUUAUGGAUAACAAUAAUAUUAGUAUUGAAUCAUUAUUUUACGAACUUUCACCAACAUCGUCGUGCGCCAAAUUGAUAGAACGUUGUAUGUGGAAGUCGAAGAUAUAUCGUUGCGAACAAUUAUUCCAGCAAAUAAAAACCGGCUUCAAUAUAUGUUGUACAUUUAAUUAUUUUGCAAUUAAAACAGCAGAGGGAAAGCGCAAUGCCGAUCUAAUUUACAUGCCUACACCACGUCGAGUCGCGUCUUGUGGGUAUGAGACAGCUUUGACAGUUCUGAUUAGAACAGAAAUCGAUGAUUAUUACAGUACAAACUUGGCAACGACUGGAACCCUGGUUUUUAUCGACAACGCCUACAAUGUGCCUGAUUUCGAUUCAACGUUACGUCUAGUAAAUCCUAUGACAGAAGUAUUACUGGCGCUAUCACCUGAGCGCACUUAUACAACACCAGGCUUAAAGUCAUUCACUAUUGAGGAAAGGCAAUGUUAUUAUAAUGAUGAGGUAAAAGUUGGCGAUUUCGAACAGUAUUCGUUUCAUAACUGCAGAGCAUAUGAAUAUAUAAAAAUAAUAAAAAGUAUUUGUCAGUGCAUACCUUACUAUUUUCCUAUACAAAACAAAGAAUUUGUCCGACCUUGUAAUUUUAAAGACAUGCAAUGUCUCGAAAGUGUUGUAGUACCACUACAAGACGUGACCGUCCGCGAUAAAAUUUUAAAAGACUUCACUAAAUGUUUGCCGGAAUGCGAGCAUUUUGAUUACCCACUGGAAGUGGCAUUUGGUCAGUUGGCAAUGAACUUGCCGUUAAAUAGACUACCUUUGCUACAUCAUGUUAAUUUGGAGAAUCGAUCUUUGUUGAAUGUGUUUUUCAAUGAUUUAGUAUCUACAAGGUAUCGUCGCGACGUUUAUUUAAAUUGGCAAAAUAUACUUGCUUCCUUUGGCGGGUUGUUAAGUCUGAUGCUUGGCUUUACUUUAAUAUCAGGCUUCGACUUUAUAUUAUUUUUUACAUUUCGUAUGUUCUACAAUACAUCAAAUCGAGUGGAACCGGACAAAGAUAGUUACAGAUACAAACAGGCAAAGAGUAACCUUUUAUAUGUGACGGAAGCUAAAAAACAAAUUAUGGCAAAUAGAAAUAAUAAAGAAAUUUACAACUGGCUUGAAGACGUACAUAAGGCAGAAAAGUAUUAAGACUACAUAGGAUAGUUAUCACUGAAUACCUUAAUAUUGAUAUCCCUUUAAUUAUUUGAAAGCAAAUUGAAAUAGUAGUAUGUUUUUGUACUUGUGUUUGGGCAGUGAAAACGCACAUUUUGUACGACUUCGUAAUGUCAACAUAAUUUUGAUAUCUUCUAUUGAUAUGUUUAGUUUCACUGAAAAUAUGGAUGUUCGUUGAGUUUAUAAACAUUUUAGUCGUGUCUUCAUGUGGAAAUAAUGUUGUUAAAAGUUUUCACUUCUGCAUUCGACGUUUGUUAAAAGUUUAGUAACUUUGUAUAUUUAGUUAAAGAUAGUUGUUUGUUAUGCGAGUGUUUAUUCUAAAGGUUCACCUUGACUUUAGUAUAAAUGCAAUG
Molecule: messenger RNA, 1587 nt
Organism: Papilio xuthus (Asian swallowtail)
Lineage: Eukaryota; Metazoa; Arthropoda; Insecta; Lepidoptera; Papilionidae
Product: sodium channel protein Nach
Exons: 9
Coding region: 35-1210 (391 amino acids)
Biological process (GO): sodium ion transmembrane transport
Cellular component (GO): plasma membrane
Molecular function (GO): ligand-gated sodium channel activity
Source: RefSeq, a predicted model, not a curated record